Molecule: messenger RNA, 3038 nt
Organism: Cyclopterus lumpus (lumpfish)
Lineage: Eukaryota; Metazoa; Chordata; Actinopteri; Perciformes; Cyclopteridae
Gene: kcnq5a
Product: potassium voltage-gated channel, KQT-like subfamily, member 5a
Exons: 15
Coding region: 27-2930 (967 amino acids)
Biological process (GO): transmembrane transport; potassium ion transport
Cellular component (GO): membrane
Molecular function (GO): voltage-gated potassium channel activity
Source: RefSeq, a predicted model, not a curated record
AUGUCUGCCGGUCUCCCCGGGAUGCCAUGCCGCGAAGUCACACCGGCGAGGAGAGCGGCGGCGCGGGUCUGUGGCUGAAGACCUCGACGGGACGCCGGGCGGACGACCACGCGCCGAAGGAUGUGGAGUCCGGCCGGAGGGCGAUGAACAACGCGGCGCGGGCCGGGGACGGCCUCCUGUCGCCCGGCGCGGCAGGUGCGCCGGCCGCGGAGAGGAAGCAGGGCGCCCGGCUCAGCCUGCUCGGGAAGCCGCUGAUCUACAGCGCGCAGAGCGGCCGCAGGAACGCGAGCUACCGGCGGCUCCAGAACUACCUCUACAACGUGCUGGAGAGACCUCGAGAGUGGGCUUUCGUCUACCACGCGUUCGUAUUCAUCCUGGUGUUUGGAUGUCUGGUCCUCUCCGUGUUUUCCACCAUUCCUGCACACCAGGAAUUCUCUGGACACUGCCUGCUCAUCCUGGAGUUUGUGAUGAUCGUGGUGUUUGGUCUGGAGUACAUCAUCAGGAUCUGGAGCGCCGGCUGCUGCUGCCGCUACCGAGGCUGGCAGGGCCGCCUCCGCUUCGCCAGGAAGCCGUUCUGUGUCAUCGACAUCAUCGUUCUCAUCGCCUCGGUCGCCGUGGUCUCCGCCGGCAGCCAGGGGAACAUCUUUGCCACGUCGGCGCUGCGGAGCCUUCGUUUCCUGCAGAUCCUGCGCAUGGUGCGCAUGGACCGCCGGGGGGGGACCUGGAAGCUGCUGGGAUCGGUGGUCUAUGCACACAGCAAGGAGCUGGUGACGGCCUGGUACAUCGGCUUCCUGGUACUGAUCUUCUCCUCCUUCCUGGUUUAUCUGGUGGAGAAAGAGUUCAACAAGGACUUCGCCACCUACGCCGACGCCCUGUGGUGGGGAACGAUCACCCUCACAACCAUCGGCUACGGUGACAAAACGCCGCAGACGUGGACGGGACGCCUGCUGUCCGCCGGCUUCGCUCUGCUGGGGAUCUCCUUCUUCGCUCUGCCGGCGGGCAUCCUCGGGUCAGGGUUCGCCCUGAAGGUGCAGGAGCAGCAUCGACAGAAGCACUUUGAAAAGAGGAGGAACCCAGCCGCCAGCCUCAUCCAGUGUGUCUGGCGUAGCUACGCCGCCGAUGAGAACUCGGUUUCCAUCGCUACCUGGAAGCCUCAUUUGAAGGCGUUGCACACCUGCAGCCCCGCCAAGAAGGAGCCAGGAGAGUCCACUUACAGCCAGAAGUUGAGUUUCAAGGAGCGUGUCCGGAUGGCGAGCCCCCGCGGUCAGAGCAUGAAGAGCCGUCAGACGUCCGUCACCGACCGGCAGCGCUCGUCUCCCGGCAGCGAGGCUGCGGGCGGCGCUGAGCUGACGGGCGGCAGCCCGGCCAAAGUGCAGAAGAGCUGGAGCUUCAACGACCGGACCCGGUUCAGGCCGUCGCUGAGGCUGAAGAGCCAGACCCGCACCGCGGUCCCGGACGUGGACGCCGGCACCGCGGCAGAGGACUCCUUCGACGAGAGAGGCUGCCACUGUGACGUCACCGUGGAGGACCUGUCGGCGCCGCUCAAGGCCGUCAUCAGAGCCGUCAGGAUCAUGAAGUUCCACGUGGCUAAAAAGAAGUUCAAGGAGACUCUGCGGCCGUACGACGUGAAGGACGUCAUCGAGCAGUACUCUGCAGGACACCUGGACAUGCUCUGUCGCAUCAAGAGCCUCCAGACGAGACUAGACUCUGUAGUGGGUCCUCCUCCGAGGUCUUUCAGCAGCCGCUCCAAGACUGUUUCCUCUCCUUCUCUGCAUUUAUAUUACAGCCAGGCCCGGAGGAACCAGCAUGCACCGGGGGUGGAUCAGAUUCUGGGGAAAGGCCAGAUCCCCGUGGACAAGAAGAUGAGGGACAAGCUGCACCCGGAUGGAGACUCUCUGGAGGGCGUCAGCAUGCUGGGCCGGGUGUGCAAAGUGGAGCGACAGGUGACGUCCAUCGAAUCAAAGCUGGACUCUCUGCUGGACGUUUACCGCCAGGUGCUCCAGAAAGGCCCGGCGGCGCUCACCCUGUCCUCCCUGCCCCUGUUCGAGCUGGACCACCACCAGCAGCACCGCCACUCUGACUACCAGACCUCCGUCACCGGCAGGGACCCCCCGUCCCCCCAGGGAGGGGAACCGGCGGGAGACGGGGGCAUUCGCCGCUCUCUGAGCGCCAACCACCGAGGCCUGCGCCUCAUCCUGGCGCCCGCCGACGACUGCGUCCCGGACUCCGCCCCUCCGUCCUACCCCCCGUCCACGGCCUCGCACUCCCCGUCCCCCCUGCUGCCCCCCGAGAGCCCCUACCCGACCUUGGUGACCCCCAACGGUACCUCCAAAAGAGCGCAGUUCCCCGACCUGCCGCUGCCCUCGACGGACGGGGGGUUCACCCUCCGGCUGCCCCCCGCCGUGCACCCCUCCCACCUCCGGUGCUCCGCCGAGCCCGUCCCGGGUGACGUGAAGGACGAGGGGAGCCCGGGCCCCUCUGUUGUCGCGGGAUCCGGUCUGGACGCCGACCAGGAAGGGGACGGCGAGGCGGGCCCCGCCCAGAGAGGGGCGCCGCUGCAGGAGAAGACCGGCUUGUUACCCGAGGGGGUCUGGAGGAGGCACAUGAGCCUGGAGGUCAACCCCCUGCUGCUGCUCUCGUCCAGCCCGGACGAGACGCCUUCGGACUGGGGGGGCGGCCUCGGGAAAGCCCUCUCCGUGCACAGCCUCAGCCCGCCUUCGACCAACCACGGAGACCUCAGCAACUGGGACGGGACAGAACUCUUCAUCAGCGAGUGCCAGCUGGAGCCGGAGGGAGAACAUUUCAACUUCCUGUCCCCGGGACCCGACGGCGGCCCCUCAGACCUCUUACACACCGCGGGGGAGUCUGGUCCUCACCCCAAGGCCAACGCAGAGUUCCUCAGUCAGGCCCCACACAUACAGCUGGCAUAGCCACACACACACACACACACACACACACACACUUGAACAUGAUUGUGUCCACUUGUCAUGGAGAUUGUAUAAUGUUUUAUACUUUGUAAAGCGUCCUAAAGUUACCAU